CCUCCCGGCCCUCGGGGGCUCGCCCCACCGCGCCCCCGGGCGCGCGCCCUCGGGCUUCCCUGCGCCCCCCGUCUCCCGCCCCCAGCGAGCCCCGCUCCCCGCCCUGGCCGGCCGGCAUGCAGGUGUCUAUCGCUUGCACCGAGCAGAACCUUCGCAGCCGGAGCAGCGAGGACCGUCUGUGCGGGCCCCGGCCGGGCCCCGGGGGCGGUAAUGGCGGGGCGCACGGGAAUCCUCCAGGGGGAGGAGGGUCGGGCCCCAAGGCCCGGGCCGCGCUGGUCCCCCGGCCUCCAGCGUCCUCUGGGGCCCUCCGAGAGAGCACCGGCCGGAGCACCGGCAUGAAAUACAGGAACCUAGGAAAGUCUGGUCUCCGGGUGUCCUGUCUUGGCCUGGGAACCUGGGUCACCUUUGGGUCUCGGAUCUCUGAUGAGAGCGCAGAGGAUGUGCUGACGGUGGCUUAUGAGCAUGGCAUAAACCUGUUCGACACCGCCGAAGUGUACGCAGCUGGAAAGGCUGAAAGAACGCUAGGCAACAUCCUCAAGAGCAAAGGUUGGAGGAGAUCAAGCUAUGUCAUCACCACCAAGAUUUUUUGGGGAGGACAGGCUGAAACGGAGAGGGGCUUGAGCCGCAAACACAUCAUUGAGGGCUUGCGAGGAUCUCUGGAACGGCUCCAGCUGGGAUAUGUGGACAUCGUCUUUGCCAAUCGCUCAGACCCCAACAGUCCCAUGGAGGAGAUUGUGCGAGCCAUGACUUACGUCAUCAACCAAGGCCUGGCCCUGUACUGGGGGACAUCUCGAUGGGGGGCUACAGAAAUCAUGGAGGCCUACUCCAUGGCCAGGCAGUUCAAUCUGAUUCCUCCCGUGUGUGAGCAAGCUGAGCACCACCUGUUUCAGAGGGAGAAGGUGGAAAUGCAGCUGCCAGAACUCUACCACAAGAUUGGUGUUGGCUCAGUCACCUGGUCUCCUGUGGCCUGUGGCCUGAUUACUAGCAAGUAUGAUGGGCGAGUCUCUGAUACCAGUAGGGCCACCAUCAAGGGCUACCAGUGGCUCAAGGACAAGGUGCAGAGUGAGGAUGGCAAGAAGCAACAGGCCAAACUCAUGGAUCUCCUGCCCAUGGCUCACCAGCUGGGAUGCACGGUGGCCCAGCUUGCUAUAGCGUGGUGUCUCCGCAGUGAGGGUGUCAGCUCUGUCUUGCUGGGGGUGUCGAGUGUGGAGCAGCUGAUAGAACACCUAGGGGCCCUACAGGUGCUGAGCCAGCUGACCCCGCAGACCGUAAUGGAAAUCGACGGGCUCUUGGGAAGCAAAGCACAUUCCAAGAAAUAGUCCUUGGGGGGCGCCGGGAGCCCAAACAGGACCGCCGCCCCACUCCAGCACCGCUUCCCUGCAGCUGCCGCUCGCCCGCUCCGGACCUCGGGUAGCCCCGCCCCUCGGGUAGCCCCGCCCACCGUAGAGUCCGGCUUUGAGUAGCAAUACGCAUGACAAAGCCAUAUCCUUCCGCAGUGGCGCUGGAAGAGAAAGGAGUCCUCCCACCCGCCCCUGCUGCAUCUAGGCCUUCUUGCUAACCCGGGCAUGAGCUACUGGGUCAUCUCCUCUAGGGCCCUGGUCUCGCUCCCUUCUCUUCCCUUAUCGCCGAGACCCAGAAAAAAAUGCAAGCCGGUAGAUCCAGGGAACAUGCAGAGCCCCUCCAUAGUGGUCCUUGAGGUGCCCAACGUGUUAUAACAUCAUCAGGGCCACGGGAAACGGGGUUCUCGUGGUGGUGGUAUUUCCAGCCCCCCCACCACCACCACCAACAUAGGACGCCAGGCUGGUCCUGGCAGGGAAGUGAAUGGUGAUCCUUGGGAAUGCAGACCCAGUCUCUCAGCCAGAAGGUGGAAGAGGGUUUUAAACGGGAGCACGUUGUUGCAUGACGGGGCUAAGUGUGAGGAUAGGGUGACACUGCACUCUCAAAGGAGGGGUUAUCCCAUGGCAGAUGGGUAGCAUGGCCUGGCAGAAGCAGCCAGGUGGCACUUACUUGCUUCACAGGAACUAGUGACAGACAGCCUUUGGGUCCCAGGUGCAAGUGGGGCUGGGCCGACUUUAGCCCUGAGCAGGGCUCCUUGCCUGGCAGUGGGGGACUGCAGCCUUCCUCCUGGCAAUAAUCCUAAAGCAAUAACCAUGGCCCCUCUUGUGUAAGAUUUCCCAGGGAACUGUAAAUAAAACUAUCAGCUUGA
Echinops telfairi (small Madagascar hedgehog) is the source of this 2206-nucleotide messenger RNA. RefSeq names its product potassium voltage-gated channel subfamily A regulatory beta subunit 3 (gene KCNAB3). The record is from RefSeq and is a predicted model, not a curated record. The coding region runs from base 117 to 1319 and encodes 400 amino acids. The transcript has 14 exons. Gene Ontology annotation, cellular component: membrane; voltage-gated potassium channel complex; cytoplasm. Gene Ontology annotation, molecular function: potassium channel regulator activity; voltage-gated potassium channel activity; transmembrane transporter binding. NCBI's taxonomy places the organism in Eukaryota, Metazoa, Chordata, Mammalia, Afrosoricida, Tenrecidae. Gene Ontology annotation, biological process: potassium ion transport; regulation of potassium ion transmembrane transport.